UUAUGACCGCCCAGCACAGGUGAAACGAGGUCGGGCCAAUCCGGCGCACUCGGGCUGGCAUAAAGGAACCAGAUGGGUUGGAUAUCCUCCAUAUCCUCCGAAUUGAGAGUCGAGCCAAGAUGACACCGAUUUCCACUCCAACCACCAUGCACCGGAGUUAAGCGCAAAGCCGGAAUCCGUGUCGGCGUCCGUUCUUUGUUCCGCUCCCUCCUCCUCUUUGUGCCUACUUAUUGCCGCUCAUCUUUGCGUCACAACCUUGACCAAAUCAAGUCUCCGCAUCACCAUAAUGUCCAAGAUUCUCGUUGUUGUAGGCGCGACAGGCCAGCAAGGCGGUUCCAUUGUCGACACCGUCCUCGCCGACCCGGAACUAGGCCAGGAGUACACCAUCCGAGGCACCACCCGCGAUCCCUCCAGUUCCAGCGCAAAAGCACUGGCCGCCAAAGGUGUCGAAAUUGUCUCCGCCGAUUUCUCCGACCCGGAAUCCCUCCAGCGCGCCUUUACCGGAGCCCACGUUGUCUUCGGAAACACGACCACCAUUUACGAUGGCCACACGUACGAGCACGAAGUCAACCACGGCCGCGCUCUGGUAGAUGCUGCGGUCGCAGUGGGCGUCCCUUUCUAUAUCUACUCGUCCUUACCCAACAUCUCCAAGAACUCCAACAGGGCACUCAAGUGGGGCGGCCAUUUCGACGGCAAAGAAGAAGUCGAGCAAUACAUCCGCAGCCUACCCAUCCGAAGCGCCUUUAUCGCGCCCGGGUCAUUCAUGUCGAACUUCCACCAGACCAUGACACCGCGUGCGAUGGGCGAUGGCACGUACGCGCUGGCCUCAUUCGUGACGCCAGAAACGCAGUUGCCACUGAUCAACACGGCAGGCGACACGGGUAAAUGGGUGGCGGCCAUUCUGGCCGAUUUUGCCAAGUACGAAGGCAAGGUGUUGUGCUGUGCUACUGCACUGUAUAGCUUUACGGAGAUUGCCGAGACGAUGAGCCGGGUGUCGGGCAAGACGGUGGUUUAUCGCCAGCUGCCGGAGGAGAUAUGGCGGGGUUUCUUGCCACCACUCAUGGUGGACUAUAUUGCGGAUAUGUUGAAGUCGUUCCAGGAUUAUGGGUAUUAUGGUGAGGGGACGGAGGAGAAGGUGCGGUGGUCGGCGGAGCAGGCAAGGGGAGAGUUGACUACCUUGGAGGGGUAUUUGCAGGCACAUUCAUUGAGUCUGAAGUGAUUGACUGGACUGCGGUACACGAGAUGGGAUGAGCUAUCAUGGCCCAACCCAUACCAAGUGUAGGGAUAACCUGAGAACAACCCUCCACUGCUCAUUGAAAUUCACUACAAGGAUCGUCAAUCACAUCCCA
Messenger RNA from Aspergillus sclerotioniger CBS 115572, 1349 nucleotides. RefSeq names its product NmrA/HSCARG family protein. The transcript has a single exon. NCBI's taxonomy places the organism in Eukaryota, Fungi, Ascomycota, Eurotiomycetes, Eurotiales, Aspergillaceae. The record is from RefSeq and is a predicted model, not a curated record. The coding region runs from base 287 to 1219 and encodes 310 amino acids.